AUGAAUCCCAGCGCGAAUAGGGAACAUAUCAUUUCCAUUCAGUCCCAUGUUCUUGAUGGGUUUUGCGGAAACAACAUCGCUUCCUUCGUGUUGAGGAGGAGGGGGCACGCCCCCAAAAUCUUCAACACGGUUCAGUACUACUCCAAGUACAAGCACUUGGGGGUUGAGAUGAAGCAAGAGGAAAUGAAAAUCAUUUUGGGCGCACUGAAGGAGGACUUAGCCGCCGCGGGGGAUUACCUUUGGAUUUGCGACCCAGUAAUGGGAGACAACGGCAAGCUAUACGUCGAUAAGGAUGUCGUUUUAGCAUACAAAGAGUGCAUUCCCUUUGUCGAUAUCAUGACCCCGAAUCAGUUCGAGUUAGAGUUACUAUGUGACAGGAAAAUAAAAAAUGAGAGCGAUGUAAUCACAUGUGUCCGUUUUUUACUAAACAGAGGAGUCAAAUUAAUCGUCGUAACCUCUGUUCAGUAUUUGUUCGAUAAGGAUCACCUCUAUCUAUAUGUUGCCUACCAAAACAGCCAAGGAGAGCUAGUCGCCUAUAAGUAUAAAAUAUUCAGGUUCGAUUUUGACGUGUGUGGCUCUGGUGAUUUGUUCGCAGCCCUGCUACUCUCCUUCCUCAUUAGGCACCGCGGAAAUGUCCUGCUGAUUGUUUCGAAGGUUUUGAACAUCGUACACAAUGUGAUAAAGAACAGCCUAAGCUCAGGGGAACUGGACAUAAUAGAGAACCAAGAUAUAAUCGCCAGCGACGGGCUUUGUGGCAGCUUCAUUAAGGCGGAGCCCGUUUGUGCAACCCAUCCCACAACCUAA
Molecule: messenger RNA, 804 nt
Organism: Plasmodium cynomolgi strain B
Lineage: Eukaryota; Apicomplexa; Aconoidasida; Haemosporida; Plasmodiidae
Product: Pyridoxal kinase
Exons: 4
Coding region: 1-804 (267 amino acids)
Biological process (GO): pyridoxal 5'-phosphate salvage
Cellular component (GO): cytosol
Molecular function (GO): pyridoxal kinase activity
Source: RefSeq, a predicted model, not a curated record